CCGGCACUGUGCUCGCGCCCCCAGCGCGCCAGUCCCGGGGCUGCAGGGAGCGCAGCGCGCGCGGCCCGGGCCCCGGCCACCGGAUGCCCUACCGGACACGACCCUCCCUGGAGCUUGGACAACUGCCCACCUCGGACACUGCACCGGACACUGCCCCCCACAGGACUGCACACUACUUCCCAGCUCCGGACAUUGCUCCCGCUUCUCCCCCCACCCUGGAUCUGGACGCUAUUUCCCCUCCCCCUCUGGGGGCCAGACCCGGAGCCCCCCGCAGGCUCUAGCUGGCGUCCCCUUGCACCCCAGUGCUGGACAUUGCUCUCUCCCUGUUGCUCUCUCCCUCCCUCCAGCCUCUGGUUUCCCCCGCCUGGAUCGUAUCCCCACCAGUUUCCCCGACCCCCUGCUGCUCCACCGCGGCGGCACGCGCCCCCAUCCCGGGUCGCUCGCCCGGAUGCCUCUCCCCGGGGGAUUGUGGUGGCUUCUCUGCUGCCGUCGAGGCUUUACUCUUCUGCACCGGGACUACGGGGACGGCGAGCUUAGCGGGGACGGGGACGAGGACGAGGACGAGGAGACCUUUGAGCUACGGACCCCGAGUUCAGCGGGCGGCGGGAGGGGCCCUCUGGACGUGACGCUGACUCAGCCGGUGAGGACGGGGCCUGUCUCCGACAGGCUGCAGAGCUCCGAGGAGACCCGGAGCCUCAUACCCGAGAAGGGGCCGCCAGAGGACGACCCGGACGUGGUCGUGAAAGGUUGGCUGUACCGCGAGCCCCGUGGAGGAGGCGCGCGGCCCUGGCUGCCCCCGCGCAGGGCCUGGUUCGUGCUCACCCGGGACUCCCUGGAUCAGUUCAGCGGCAGCGGGAAGGGGGCGAGGCGCCUCGGGAGCCUGGUGCUCACCAGUCUGUGCUCUGUGACCGGCCCAGAGCGCAAGCCCAAAGAGACAGGUCUGUGGUCAGUGACCGUGUCUGGCCGGAAGCAUAGCAUCCGUCUUUGCUCUCCACGCCAGGCUGAGGCUGAGCGCUGGGGGGUGGCACUUCGAGAAGUGAUUGCUUCCAAGGCACCUUUAGAGACCCCCACCCAGCUGCUACUUAGGGACAUCCAGGAGAGUUGCGGGGACCCAGAAGCAGUGGCCCUCAUUUACCAUCGGAACCCUAUUUUGAGGCACACGAGUGGGGCCUUGUAUGCCCCCCUCUUGCCCUUGCCCUACGGAGCCAGUGCCCCAGGUCCAGGCUACGCACCCUUGCGGGAGGAGGCGGUGCGGUUGUUCUUGGCGCUGCAGGCGCUGGAGGGGGCGCGGCGCCCGGGGCCCCUGAUGCAGGGUGUGCUCCAGACCUGCCGGGACCUGCCCGCGCUCCAGGACGAACUCUUCCUGCAGCUGGCUAAGCAGACCUCGGGCCCCGCGGGGCCCCCUGGUCCCCUCGCUACCCAUGACCCCGCGGCCCUGCGGUACUGGCAGCUCCUCACCUGCAUGAGCUGCACCUUCCGGCCUGGAGGAGCUGUGCGCGGACACCUCCUGGGGCAUCUGGAGAGGACCGAGCAGGCGCUCCCAGAUUCAGAGCUGGCUGAAUAUGCGCGCUUUAUCCGAAGAGCACUGGGCCAGACGCGAGGUCGAGAGCUGGUGCCCUCCCUGGCGGAGAUUUCCGCGCUUAGUCGGCGACAGGAGCUGCUGUGCACAGUGCACUGUCCCGGCGCUGGCGCCUGCCCAGUGACCAUCGACUCCCACACCACAGCAGGGGAGGUGGCACAAGAGCUAGUAGGCCGACUGGGCCUGGCCCGCAGCCGCAACGCAUUUGCACUAUAUGAGCAACGAGGGGCACAGGAGCGAGCUUUGGCUGGGGGGACCAUCGUGGCCGACGUGCUCACCAGGUUUGAGAAUUUGGCCGCCCAGGAAGCUGGUCUGGAAGAGUCACCUGAUGCCAAUUGCAGACUGUGCCUGCGUCUUCAUGGGCCUCUGCAUCCUGAGGGGCUAUCACCAGAUGGUCAUGAGCUCCCUUUCCUCUUCGAGCAGGCUCACGCUCUACUGCUGCGCGGCCGGCCGCCCCCCCCAGAGGACACCCUGCGCGCCCUGGCGGCGCUGCGUCUGCAGAGCUUGCACCGGGACUUCUCCCCACGGGUGCCCCUGCCACACCUGGACCGGCUGCUGCCGCCCCCAGCCCCGCGACGAGAAGACCCGCCUCGCCCAGCGCCCAGGCCGCUCCCCUCUGCUGCCCUGCUGGCCGGGGCACUCUGGAGCCCAGGACUGGCCAAGAGGCGGGCGGAGCGGGCUUGGCGUGGAGGGGCCGGCCACACGGCAGGAAGCGUGGCCCAGGAUGGCGGAGGCAACGCUGGAACAGAGGCUGCGGUGCUGGGUGGCUGGAAGCGGCUGCGGGGCAUGGGCCGAGCUGAGGCCAUGGCUGCCUACCUGGCUCUGGCGGCGCAGUGUCCGGGGUUCGGCGCUGCUCGGUAUGACGUUCUGGAGCUGAGCACGGAGCCUGGUGGGGGCACUCCACAGAAGUUAUGCCUGGGCCUGGGUGCCAAGGCCAUGUCCCUCUCCCGACCUGGUGAGACAGAGCCCAUCCACAGUGUCAGCUAUGGCCAUGUGGCCGCCUGCCAGCUAAUGGGGCCACAUACCCUGGCAUUGAGGGUGGGUGAGAGCCAGCUCCUCUUGCAGAGUCCCCAGGUGGAAGAGAUCAUGCAGCUGGUGAAUGCCUACUUGGCCAAUCCCUCCCCCGACGGGCCCUGCAGCAGCCCUUCUCCUCCUUGCCAAGACCUGCCAGACAUCUCCCCUCCCAGUCAGCACCCGGGCCUGGAAGAGCCCCAGGGACAGUCUGGCUGUUUGGGGCAGCUGCAGGACUGAGCCUGCCAAGAGGUCGUGACCUCUCUCCUGCCACCAGCCUGGGCCUGGACUGCUCCAAGAUUUGAGGAAACCACAGACUCUUUUGGCCCUGCAGGGACAGGGCAUACCCCAUACCCAAGGGCUGCAGUGGGUGCGGACAAUUUUCUAGUUUGUUUCUUAAUUUAUUUGUAGAAGAGAAGCCAAAAGGGGAAAAAAAGUCUUAUUUACACAAAA
Molecule: messenger RNA, 3043 nt
Organism: Elephantulus edwardii (Cape elephant shrew)
Lineage: Eukaryota; Metazoa; Chordata; Mammalia; Macroscelidea; Macroscelididae
Gene: PLEKHH3
Product: pleckstrin homology domain containing, family H (with MyTH4 domain) member 3
Exons: 13
Coding region: 449-2830 (793 amino acids)
Biological process (GO): signal transduction
Cellular component (GO): cytoskeleton
Source: RefSeq, a predicted model, not a curated record